GUUACCCGCACUUACCGGCAUUCAGAGCACCAUCACUACCGACCGGAAAGGUGUCGGAUAUUUGGAGUACUUUAAUUAUAUUUAUUUAAUUUAAGAUUUCCUUUGUAUUUUCAAAAUGCCUGGAUAUGCUGACAGAGAUCGCGGUAGAGAUAGAGGGUAUGGCGGCAAUUUUGGAGGCAGCCGAGGCAGAUACGGUAGCAGCCCACCACGUUUUGGAGGCGGCCGUGGAGGAGGCCAGGGGAAGAAGUUUGGCAAUCCUGGCGAGGGGCUGAGGAAGAAACACUGGAAUCUAGACGAACUGCCGAAAUUCGAGAAGAACUUUUAUAAAGAACAUCCUGAUGUUACACGCAGAUCACCGCAAGAUGUAGAACAGUACAGGAGGACCAAGGAGGUAACCGUGAAAGGAAGAGACUGUCCCAAUCCCAUCCUACAGUUCUAUGAAGCCAGUUUCCCUUCAUAUGUAAUGGAUGUCAUCAACAAACAGAACUGGCCCAACCCAACACCUAUUCAGGCACAGGGUUGGCCUUUGGCUUUGAGUGGGAAGGAUAUGGUUGGCAUUGCACAGACUGGCUCAGGGAAAACCCUUUCUUAUCUUCUACCUGCAAUUGUUCAUAUUAACCACCAACCAUUCCUGGAACGGGGAGAUGGUCCUAUUUGUUUGGUUCUGGCCCCUACCCGUGAGCUUGCACAACAAGUCCAGCAGGUGGCAGCAGAGUAUGGCAAAGCUUCUCGCCUCAAGACAACCUGCAUCUACGGAGGAGCACCUAAAGGACCUCAGAUCCGUGACUUGGAGAGGGGUGUAGAAAUUUGCAUUGCUACACCAGGAAGACUGAUUGACUUCCUGGAGGUUGGCAAAACUAACCUGCGUCGCUGCACUUACCUCGUGCUAGAUGAGGCUGACAGAAUGCUGGACAUGGGUUUUGAGCCCCAGAUCCGCAAGAUCGUUGACCAGAUCAGGCCGGACAGACAGACCCUGAUGUGGAGUGCUACCUGGCCCAAAGAGGUUCGCCAGCUUGCUGAAGACUUCCUGCGGGAGUAUGUGCAGAUCAACGUGGGUGCCCUGCAGCUGGCUGCAAACCACAACAUCUUGCAGAUUGUUGAUGUGUGUAACGAUGCAGAGAAGGAUGGCAAGCUGCUUCGUCUCCUGGAGGAGAUAAUGAGCGAGAAGGAGAACAAGACUAUCAUUUUUGUAGAGACAAAGAGGCGGUGUGAUGAAUUAACCAGGCGGAUGAGGAGAGAUGGGUGGCCAGCGAUGGGCAUUCAUGGUGACAAAAGCCAACAGGAGAGAGACUGGGUGCUCAAUGAGUUCAGAUUCGGCAAGGCUCCCAUACUGAUAGCCACAGAUGUCGCUUCCAGGGGUCUCGAUGUGGAAGACGUGAAGUUCGUCAUCAACUACGACUACCCCAACAACUCUGAAGACUACAUUCACCGAAUCGGCCGAACGGCGCGUAGUCAGAAGACUGGAACUGCCUACACCUUCUUUACUCCUGCCAACAUGAAGCAGGCGGGAGACCUCGUCUCUGUCCUACGCGAGGCCAAUCAGGCCAUCAACCCCAAGCUCAUCCAGAUGGCGGGGGACAGAGGAGGUCGAGGCCGGGGAGGCAGAGGUGGGCAUGAUCGAGACCGGUACUCCAGCGGCAGGCGGGACUUUGGCAGCUUCAGGGACCGUGAUAACGACCGGGGUUAUGACAACGGACCAAAGAAGGCCUUUGGCAACAAGACUCAAAAUGGAGGGGGAUAUGGCUCAAAUGGCAGUUUCAAUGGCAGUGGGGCAAACUCCUAUGGUAGUGGUGGCUACAGCAGCAAUGGACAGUCUAACCUUGGGGUUCCUUUUGGGGCCCAAAAUUUUCAGAAUCAGCAAUUUGGUGGUACCAACCAGGCAGCAGGAAUGCAGAACGGCAUGACCCAACCCCAGUUCCCAUUUAAUCCUCAGCAGCAGCCGCCCCAGCCAAUGGCACAGCCGUUAAUGCCAUUCCCCCCAAUGCCCCCAUCGUUCCCCCAGUAAAGCGCACAGUCUUGUAAUUUUUAUUUCUCCCUGGUCUUAUAUUAAGUUCUGUAUUGUUUAUCCAUACAAGGUUUUUUUUUUUUUUUUACUUGGCUGUUAAAGCAGCCGAUCGGACUCCUUUUCCUGGUCCAAGUCUGCAGAGCAGCAGUAGUGAUGGUGCACUUUUCUUUCUUUUUUCGUUUUUUUUUUUUUUUUAAAUUGUCAUUAUUUAGUUGAGAUUUUGCUGACCAUUUUAUUGUUACAUUCCUAAGUAACUUGAGUCUGAUUAUUUUGUACUAGUGAGACUUCAACCUGUGGGUAUUCACACCUGUAAAGUUUUACAUGAUAUCUUUAUCUGGAGGCCUGUCUUGGCCUUCAAAAUAAACCCAAAAAGACA
Messenger RNA from Alosa sapidissima (American shad), 2381 nucleotides. Its product is annotated as probable ATP-dependent RNA helicase DDX5. The coding region runs from base 116 to 2005 and encodes 629 amino acids. Gene Ontology annotation, biological process: alternative mRNA splicing, via spliceosome. Gene Ontology annotation, cellular component: cytoplasm; ribonucleoprotein complex; nucleus. The transcript is spliced from 13 exons. The record is from RefSeq and is a predicted model, not a curated record. Gene Ontology annotation, molecular function: RNA binding; RNA helicase activity; ATP binding. NCBI's taxonomy places the organism in Eukaryota, Metazoa, Chordata, Actinopteri, Clupeiformes, Clupeidae.